This is a messenger RNA of Candida albicans SC5314, 2439 nucleotides long. It is a transcript of the gene HSP78, whose product is annotated as chaperone ATPase. Gene Ontology annotation, cellular component: cytoplasm; mitochondrial matrix. Gene Ontology annotation, biological process: cellular response to heat. Bases 1 to 2439 code for a protein of 812 amino acids. Gene Ontology annotation, molecular function: ATP binding; ATP hydrolysis activity. The record is from RefSeq and is a predicted model, not a curated record. NCBI's taxonomy places the organism in Eukaryota, Fungi, Ascomycota, Pichiomycetes, Serinales, Debaryomycetaceae. The transcript has a single exon.
AUGUUAUCAUCUAGAAUACCAAAAGGUAAAUUAUUAAAACAAACUUCUGCCACAAGCUACUUGAAUCUAGCUAAAAGUAUGCCAAUAACAACUGCUAGAUACAGACCCAACCAGUAUUAUGCAAAUGAAUUAGCUAAACUUAAUGUAUUUACCAUUCACAACAUACCUUCACCAUGCUUUUCACAAGUUAGAAAUUUCCACCUGUCAUUUCCCAGGAAACUUCAAAUGCAACAGACCGAACAGGGUGACAAUCGACCAGCGUUAGAGAAGUUUGGUUCUGAUUUGACCCAGUUGGCCAAAGAAGGCAAGUUGGAUCCAGUUAUUGGGAGAGAUCACGAAAUCCGCCGUACCAUUCAAAUAUUAUCACGUCGAACAAAGAAUAAUCCCGUCUUGAUUGGUAAUGCCGGUACUGGUAAAACUGCAGUAAUGGAGGGUUUGGCACAAAGAAUUAUUCGUGGUGAAGUUCCCGAUUCAAUGAAAGACAAACAAAUUAUUACUUUAGAUUUGGCUGGUAUCAUUAGUGGAGCUAAGUAUCGUGGGGAUUUCGAAAGUAAACUCAAAUCAAUAUUGAAAGAAGUCGAGGAAAAGAAUGGCAAGGUUAUCUUGUUUAUUGAUGAGUUCCAUUUAUUGAUGGGUUUAGGUAAAGCCGAGGGAUCAAUCGACGCUUCAAAUUUGUUGAAGCCUGCCUUGGCAAGAGGUAAAUUGUCGAUGUGUGGAGCAACUACCAUCGAAGAGUAUAGAAAAUAUGUGGAAAAAGAUGCUGCUUUAGCCAGAAGAUUUUCUCCUGUCACUGUGAAUGAACCUACUGUUGAAGAUACCAUAUCAAUUUUGCGAGGUUUAAAGGAACGUUAUGAAGUUCACCAUGGGGUUCGUAUCAUGGACUCAGCAUUAGUCACUGCUGCAUUAUAUUCCAAUAGAUAUAUAACAGACAGAUUUUUGCCAGAUAAAGCCAUUGAUUUAGUUGAUGAAGCAAGUUCAACAUUGCGGUUGCAACAUGAAUCUCGACCAGAUGCAAUUGCAACUUUGGACCGUCAAAUAAUGACUAUUGAAAUUGAAUUAGAAUCUUUGCGGAAAGAAGAGGAUCAACUUUCUAUUGAUAGAAAACACAAAUUGGAAAAGGAAUUGGAGGUGAAGAAAAGUGAGUUGAAGGAAUUAACAGACCAAUGGGAGUCAGAAAAGCGUGCAAUCGAUGCAGUGAAAAACGCAAAGUCUGAGUUAGAGAAAGCAAAAUACGAGUUGGAACAGGCUACAAGAGAAGGAGAUUACGCCAGGGCUUCCAGAAUCCAGUAUGCUAGUAUUCCUGAAUUACAAGACAAGAUCCAAGAGUUGAGCAAAAAUGAACUUGCUGCCAAAUCAUCGAAUCUUUUGCAUGACUCUGUGACGUCCGAGGAUAUUGCCGGUGUUAUAUCAAAGAUGACGGGGAUCCCUGUGAACAAUUUGUUGAAAGGUGAGAAGGACAAGUUGUUAGAUAUGAAUAUACUUUUACGCCAAUCAGUUGUUGGGCAGGACGAAGCCAUUGAUGCAGUCUCCGAUGCAGUCAGAUUGCAACGUGCAGGUUUGACCAGUGAGAAUCGUCCAAUUGCAUCCUUUAUGUUUUUGGGUCCUACUGGUACAGGAAAAACGGAAGGGGGGAAAUCAUUAGCACAAUUCUUGUUUAACGAUAAGAACGCUGUGGUUAGAUUCGAUAUGUCUGAGUUCCAAGAAAAGCAUACCAUUUCGAGAUUGAUAGGUUCUCCUCCUGGGUACGUGGGAUACGAAGAAAGUGGUGAGUUGACUGAAGCUGUUAGAAGAAAACCAUAUUCGGUAGUCUUAUUUGAUGAGUUUGAGAAAGCACACCCAGAUCUUUCCAAAUUAUUAUUACAAGUAUUGGAUGAAGGUUCGUUAACAGAUUCUCAUGGUAAAAAGAUUGAUUUCAAGAAUACAAUUAUUGUAAUGACAUCCAACAUUGGCCAAGAGAUUUUGCUUGCUGAUAAAAACACCUAUGAGGAUGGUCAUAUCAACAGCGAAGUCAAACUGCAAGUUUUAGAAAAUUUGAGACACCAUUAUGCUCCAGAAUUUUUGAACCGUAUUGAUGAUAUCGUGGUCUUUAACAGAUUGUCAAAGACAGCUUUGAAAGAAAUUUUAGACAUCCGUUUGAGAGAAAUCGGUGAUCGUUUGGUCGACAAACGUAUUAUAUUACAAUUAACUGAUGAAGCAAAAACAUUGUUGUGCGACAUGGGCUAUGAUCCAACUUAUGGUGCUCGUCCACUUAAUAGAGUAUUGAGAAAGAAAUUGUUAGAUCCAUUGGCUAUGCGUUUGAUCAAGGGACAAGUUCAAGAGAAUGAAACUGUCAAAGUAGAAGUAAAAGAUCACAAAAUUUACGUUGUUCCAAACCACAGUGAAGGGACGGUUAUUGAAAAGGAAGAAGACUAUUUUAAAGAAGAUAAGGAUGACAAUUAA